GACGGAAAAUAAAUUUUAAGACCUACACGAGUAGUAAUAAAAUCACUGCAGACGACAAGAUACAAUGAGGACUUUACUGAUUUUCACUUUACUGUUUGCUAUGGGCGCAUGCUUACCUGCAAUAACCACAUCGUAUUCUAUUCCUCCAGAAGACCUGGAUGGAUCGGGACAUGAUCUGGAAAGUUCUGGCUCAGGUUCAGGGGAAUGGGCAGAAGUGUCCAAAGGCUCAGUGAGGUUUACCACAAUCUCAACAUUUACUAUGACAAUGAGUGAAGAUGACUUAAUGUUCAAUGCCAUUGAUGAAGAGGAUAAAACCGUCCCAAUUAUAAUGACAGACAACACCAGAAAUAAAAUAUCAGACUCAGACUUGACCUUUGACAAAAGGCCUAAGCUAGAUGACAACAACGGAUCAGCCAUUGGCAAUGUGGCAAAGAGUGGUGGUCUUCUAGCAAACAAAGAAGCUCUUGCAGCUAUUAUUGCAGGAGGGGUGGUGGGACUGGCCUUGGCUGCCUCCCUGUUAACAAUCAUGGUCUAUAACAUGAAGAAGAAAGAUGAGGGGGGCUACACUGUCAACCAGAAAAACACAUCAAAAGGAGGAUAUCAGAAACCGAAGACCAAGGAGGAGUUUAUUGCGUAACUUCCCCUUAAAGACAAAAUAAUGUCUCAUUUUUGAGAGUAAGAAGUUGGUUGGGUUUGCGCCAUGAGAAAAUUCACAGCAGAAAAUGCAAACUUGUGGUGUAUUCGAGGUUUAAAAAGACGGUAACACUUUACUUGACACCCAGCAUCAUAACACAUAACAUGGUCAUAACCAUGUCAUAUGUCAUAACAGCUGACAUAACUUGUCAUAUGGUCAUAACACUGUCAUGACACAUAAACAGCAAAAAAAGAAAUGUCCUCUCACUGUCAACUGUGUUUAUUUCCAGCAAACUUAACAUGUGUAAAUAUUUGUAUGAACAUAAGAUUCAACAACUGAGACAAACUGAACAGGUUCCACAGACAUGUGACUAACAGAAAUUGAAUAAUGUGUCCCUGAACAAAAGAGGGGGGGGGAGUCAAAAUAAAAAAUAACAGUCAGUAUCUGGUGUGGCCACCAGCUGCAUUAGGUAUUGCAGUGAAUCUCCUCCUCAUGAACUGCACCAGAUUUGCCAGUUCUUGCUGUGAGAUGUUACCCCCCUCUUCCACCAAGGUACCUGCAAGUUCCCGGACAUUUUUUGGGGGAAUGGCCCUAGACUUCACCCUCUGAUCCAACAUGUCCCAGACAUGCUCGAUGGGAUUGAGAUCCGGGUUCUUUGCUGGCCAUGGCAGAACACUGACAUUCCUGCCUUGCAGGAAAUCACGCACAGAACAAGCAGUAUGGCUGGUGGCAAUG
Salmo salar (Atlantic salmon) is the source of this 1369-nucleotide messenger RNA. Its product is annotated as syndecan-2-B. Gene Ontology annotation, cellular component: membrane; cell surface. The record is from RefSeq and is a predicted model, not a curated record. Gene Ontology annotation, biological process: cell migration. Lineage: Eukaryota; Metazoa; Chordata; Actinopteri; Salmoniformes; Salmonidae.